Molecule: messenger RNA, 804 nt
Organism: Eremothecium cymbalariae DBVPG#7215
Lineage: Eukaryota; Fungi; Ascomycota; Saccharomycetes; Saccharomycetales; Saccharomycetaceae
Gene: UTP30
Product: Utp30p
Exons: 1
Coding region: 1-804 (267 amino acids)
Source: RefSeq, a predicted model, not a curated record
AUGUCCAUCCAACUCGAUAGAAUUCGAACGGCGGAAGCCUUGCAUACUAUUUUGAAGCAAUGUGGAUCGGAUCCUCAACUUGUACGUGACUCCCAUAUACAUCUCGUUAUCACUACUAGUAAACCCAUUGGCAUUAAGAACGAUCAUAUCCCACGUAUUAUCCCAUUGAACCAUUGUAAACUAUCGAAGCCAUCUGAUAUGCGUAUUCUUCUGGUUGUCAAGGAUCCUAGCACUUUCUAUCGCAACUCUUUAAAGGCAGAUGAAUCAACUGCAGAGAUGUUUGCAGAUAUCAUCAGUGUUAAGAACUUGAAAACAAAAUACAAAGGAUCUAAAUUAAACAAGUUAUUCAAAGAUUACGAUAUGGUCAUGGCAGACUACUGCGUUCACCAUCUACUUCCUCAUAUUCUCGGCUCUGCAUUUUACAAGUCUAACAGAAAGAUACCGUUCAUGCUACAGAUGUCUCGCCAGGUGAAGAAGCCACGAACUAAGAUGGUUCAAGAAUGUGAUACAAAAUAUAUACGGGCCCAGGUUAGGAGCAUAUGCAAAAAUACAUGGUAUGUUCCUAACCCAGACAAUUGUUUAACAGUACGUAUUGGUAAUGUCGGCGUCCACAAGCCCGAUGAGAUGACUUAUAAUAUCCAGGAUAUUAUUAACUUCCUCUGUGAUAAAAGUAAAAGGCCCCAAGGAGGAUGUAUACGUGGUGGUAUAGAUUCGUUAUUUAUUAAGACCAGUAAUAGUACCAGUCUUCCUAUUUAUAAAAGAGCCAAAAGCACAACUGAUAUGGACAUUGUGCCCAAGUUAUAG